CACGAUCUUAGGAACUCGAUAAAAUGCAGUGUUGCAAGUUUGGUAGGAGGGAGACGUUGGACGAAAAUGUCUUCGAAGAUCCGCGGGUCCGUCGGAUGUUUGUCAGCAAGGUCCUUUUGAUAGUGGCCAUUAACUUGGCUUUUACAUCUGGGGCCAUGGCGAUUUGCAUAACGACUCGGCCCAUCAAGCGAUUUAUAGAAAAACAUUGGUAUAUUGGUCUCAUCGCCACGAUCAUCAUAUUCAUAAUUCACAUUAUGAUGUGUUGCUUCCGCUACCUCUUCCGACAGUCCCCAAUCAAAUGGAUUUUGCUGGUAAUAUACGUCAUAUGCCAUGCGAUACUAGUCUCCUUUCUGGCAGUUAGAUUUUCUCCUCUCCUGGUUUUGCUGGCCUUCGGAGUAUGUGCUGUCCUAGUCGCGGCGUUGUGUAUCUUCGCAAGAUUUGCACCUUGCGAUUUUACCUCGUGCUACACAUUCAUCAUGUUGAUUGGUAUUACCCUGAUUCUUUUGGGCAUAUUAGGAUUUUUUUUCAGAAGUGUUCGAGUGGUAUAUUUGGGCUUCGGCGUAUUCGCGUAUUCCAUAUUCAUAGUUUAUGACCUUCAGUUGAUUAUAGGGGGCAAACUUCACAAAAGGCAGUACGAUGAAUUAGAUUAUAUUAUUGCUUCCAUGACCCUUUAUCAUGAUGUAGUACACCUCUUUAUGUUCAUUCUGCGACUCGCUGGUUGGAUAGAUGAUGACUAGUACAUUGUCAUAUAAAUUAAA
Messenger RNA from Drosophila suzukii, 758 nucleotides. RefSeq names its product protein lifeguard 3. Lineage: Eukaryota; Metazoa; Arthropoda; Insecta; Diptera; Drosophilidae. The record is from RefSeq and is a predicted model, not a curated record.